Messenger RNA from Notothenia coriiceps (black rockcod), 842 nucleotides. It is a transcript of the gene rnasekb, whose product is annotated as ribonuclease, RNase K b. The record is from RefSeq and is a predicted model, not a curated record. Lineage: Eukaryota; Metazoa; Chordata; Actinopteri; Perciformes; Nototheniidae. Gene Ontology annotation, biological process: nucleic acid metabolic process. The transcript is spliced from 3 exons. Gene Ontology annotation, molecular function: RNA endonuclease activity.
UGAAGCCGAGUUUCAACGAGUGAACCCGAGUGAUGCGGAUCAGCUGACCGUGAGCCUCUGUCGUCCUUCCAUGGCUAAUUUCUGCUCAGUUUUGUGAAUACAACACAUAUAAAUCCGCUUCUGGUUGAUCGAUUGGACCGUCAAAAAGCAGGCAUGCCGUCGCUUCUGUUCUGCGGGCCGAAGAUGGCUGCGUGCGGGAUCGUGAUCAGCAUCUGGGGGGUCAUCAUGCUGGGGAUGCUGGGAAUCUUCUUCAGCACCAAGUCGGCGAUCCUGAUCGAAGACAUUUAGCUGCUGCAUCAACUGACUGAGGAAUACAUACGUUACAGUAAGAAUCCCCCGGGGAACAUCUACGGCCUCUACACUCAGGUCGGGAUCAACUGCUUCAUCGCGGCCGGGAUCUACGUGGCGGUCGGCGCCGUGUCGCUCUGCCAGGUCCGCCUCAACAAGCGCCAGGAGUACAUGGUCACAUAGAUGACACUCACACAGCCAAUCAGCAGCCGGCUCGCUAAGAUCUGAGCGAGCUGAUUGGUUAACGGAGUGAAGAGUUAUUUAUUUUAAAUGUUUGUAGAUGUUGUUGUUUGAGACAUUCCUGUGGGCGUCACUCGUGAUGCACGACACAUUUAAAUAUAAAAUAAAGCAAAUGAGGAAUUAAAUCUGAUUAUUAUAUUAUUGCCUAAACAGUUUUAUCAUUUUGUAUAUUUUCCAUCUUGUUUAUUUUCAGUUUUGUUGUUGUUUACAGAGAAGGUGUAAGUGUGUUGAUGCUCGUGCAGAUCAAGCGUGUUUAAUGUGAAGAAAUGAUGGUUGUGGAUUAUCCUGCAAUAAAGUGUGUGUGCAAAAAUAAA